UUGAACUACAGAAAUGUUAACCUAAUUUUUCAUUCGAUUUUCCAUAAUGUCAAAAAAAUGUCAAAAAUAAAAAAUGCAUAAGCAAUAUUAAUUCAUGUCGUCUAUUUGGGAAAUGUCUAGACAUGGAUUUGAUUCAGUGAAAACGAGUAUUGAAAAUGCAACAGUUGGUUGUCAAAUUCGAACUCAGCCGAAACGUGAUGAAAGAUGAUUGCACCACCAACAGGAGAUGACUUGGUGGUUACAAAGAUCACGAAAAUGAGCGAUAGCGGCCUCAUCAUUACUCCAAAAAUUAACUGGAGGGAAUUUGCAUGUGGCUGGGGAGCUGCCUUCAUCAAUGUAACAAUUACUUACCCUGUGAACAAGCUCAUAUUCAGACAGAUGCUACAUGGUGUUAAACUACAACAUGCUUAUAGCCAGUUACAUUCAGAAGGGAUUCACUUCCUCUACAGAGGAAUCUUACCUCCAUUAUGCCAGAAGACUUUGUCUCUUUCAGUUAUGUUUGGAGUAUAUGAAGAGGUGCGACGGAGACUUGUCGACCAAGGAAUGAAUAGGUAUACAGCAAAAGCUGUUGCAGCACUGGCCUCGGGUACGACAGAAGUAAUCCUGAUGCCCUUUGAGAGAGUACAGACUUUGUUGGCAGACUCGAAAUACCACGACGAGCUGCGUAACACAGCGCACGCCUUCAAGGUACUCAAGAACUACGGGUGGCGAGAGUACUACCGAGGAUUCAUGCCCAUUUUGCUACGCAACGGGCCCUCGAACGUAGGAUUUUUCAUCAUCAGGGACGAACUGCAAUACAGACUGCCCAAGUAUAACAACCAAGUGUUACGAACUUGUUCCGAGUUCUGCUGUGGUGCUCUGAUCGGGGUGAUAUUAUCCGCGUUGUUUUAUCCUCUUAAUGUAGUCAAAGUUAGUAUGCAAAGUAAAAUCGGCGGGCCGUACGAAAAUGUCGUAGACGUGUUUUUAAAGUUGUACAAAGAGAGAGGUGGGAGAAUGAAAUACUUUUAUCAUGGGAUCCACCUGAAUUGUAUGAGGGCGUUUUUGAGUUGGGGUGUGAUGAAUACGGCCUACGAGCAUUUGAAAUCUCUCAUGUACUAGGUUAAGAUUGGCAAUCACUGUGCGGGAAAUUUUGAAAAAAGGUGCUUUGAGUGACCACCUCUGUCCUAGACGUCAUUUGAACAACUCACAGCACGCAUUUUCAGCAUGUGCUACAAUCCAGUGUAUGCGAUCUAUUUUAUGAAUGCUAUUGUAAUUCAAGAACUAAGAAUUUAUUAUUGCCCCUUAUAUAAAAAGUAAGUUGUAGAGGAUGGUGUUUUUGAACAUCAGCCAUCUGCAAUUUUUCUCCCACUUUAAAUGAGGGAGUGGAGCUUUAUAUCACAAACAGUAGCCAUGUUUGAUUUCGUAAGUACUUUAGAAGGCAUUAUUUUUUACCAAAUAUUGGAUAUGAAAACGGAACUUGAAAAACUAUUGCAUCUCACUUGGUACCAGACAGAUAUGAAAAGUCAUUUGAUAAACUCAUGUAUGUGGCCAUACUUGGUACCCUUAUUUUUUUUUUUGAUAAAGGGUCGAGGUUUGUAACUUAAGUGAUGAGUAUGAUUUCUUUAUUUAUUCCAACACAAUUUCAGUGCUGGAACUCCUAUACUGGAAUAGCCUUCAGCCAUUUGAAUGUUUUCGACUGCCCCUUGAGAUGAUAUUUUCAAAUUCAGGAAGAGAAAACAAACACAAGGCCUCAAGUUCUGGCGAAUAGGGAGACUGAGCAACCAUGCAACACCCAGUUGCUCUUGAUCUGCUGAACGGUGGUGUGAGUCAAAUUUAACUCUUCCCCAAUCGUUCUGACGAUCAAUCGACGAUCUGAACGCACAAGAUCCCGGAUUCUGUCAAUAAUCUCAUCAGUUCCUGAAGAUGACGUCCUCCGCUUCGUGGUUCACCUUCAAUCGACUCACUCCCUUCUGAAAAUGCCUUGACUACCGAAACACCUGGGCUGUUGAAAACUGUAGGCCUGCUGUUUAGAGUUUCCAUUGCACUAUGCUCGUCUAAAGCAAAACCUGAUAGCACACCGUUGCUCGAAAUUGAUGUCAUUAAUUCAUUCAACACAAUAGGAAAAACUGUUUCACAAAAAGAAACGCUACGGACAACCAAAUGACUCGAGCGAGUUCACACUUGUACUGAAAGUGGAACAUGUGUCCGGCGCCUCCAGUGUUGCCAGAUCGAACGCUACGUUGCCAGUCUCAUCACUUAAUUUACAGACCUGGUACAUCCUUGAUCUAAAGUGUCGCAGUGUGAAUGAACACAAAAUUGGACUUUAUCUUCCCAUAUAAUCCGUCGAUAUUGGUAAACAAAGUGUUUACACAAUCAAUAGCUAGAAUGCUACUUAUCUGUUCUGAAUUACCAUCAACUCUUGUCAUGUAAAAAUAGAAUGAAAUGAGCCAGUUGUCCAUUUAACAAAAGACCCUGCUGUAGUAGCAAAUCACCAUUUUUUGGAAUCAAGAUUUCCAAAAUUCGGAAAGCAGUGCAAAACUCAGGGUGGUCGCAGACGUUUCAUAAAUCUAAUUUUAUGUAAAAAAUAAAGGUUUGACAUUUCAAUGGUUAAAAAAAGGAGACUACCAACGGCCUUGGCUCGAACAUUUUUGUAUGUUAAUUUUGGAAGAUUCAUUGAAAAAAGAUCAUAAGAAUUCCAACAAAUUUUUUAGAGGUUCUGCGCCACCCUGAACAGCACAAAUUGUUAUGCUGCUAUUUUUGUGGUAUGUUGCAGCUGCUCCAAAUCACCUGUUCAGUCAUACUCUCUGAAGUUAGAAGAAGUUUUAAUAUAGAAAUUUGUGGAUAUGUCAGCUUCAGGUAGUAAACUUAACAGGAUGGUACCCUAAUAAGCUGCGUGUUUGAACCUCAAUCUUAUUGUCCAUCAGACACUCGUCAUUGUUAAUCAAUCUACAAGCAGAAUAUUAGACUAGACGUUCCUAUGUAACCUUCUAUCUGUGUGCAAUAUCCCAUAAGAAUAUCCACACUGCUACUGUUGCAAAAACUCCUUACACCCAUCGUGCUUUGAAAGUGUUUGACGUUGUAUCACAUUUUCCGAAAAUAUUUUGCUUAGAGGUUGGAAUAAAUAUAUUAAAUUUGAAAAAUGGUCAGUUUGCUUUACUGUCCGUUAUCGGAGAGCUACUAGGAAAUAUUUUUCUAUUCAUGUUUUUGUUGAGUUUUUAUAACAUAUUUUUUAUUUAUUUUUAAAGUGUAUUACUUUGUGAGUAUUGAUUAUACCAAAACUAGUUCAAUGAUGUGUUGUUUAGCUAAAAUUGAGGAUACUGUCGAAAUAAAUAAAACUGUUUUAUCCUGAUACUAGUUUUAUUUUACAAAGUAAACACAGAUGCUGUUACCAAUCAGGCGUGAUGAGACGGAAAACUAAAAAAUUGAACUCCUCCUGCUUUGGACAUCUAACAUUUAAGGGAGGCUCAGAAAUGAAAAG
Acanthoscelides obtectus is the source of this 3457-nucleotide messenger RNA. NCBI's taxonomy places the organism in Eukaryota, Metazoa, Arthropoda, Insecta, Coleoptera, Chrysomelidae. The record is from the annotation of a GenBank genome assembly.